Messenger RNA from Hevea brasiliensis (rubber tree), 2477 nucleotides. Its product is annotated as calcium-dependent lipid-binding protein. Gene Ontology annotation, molecular function: lipid binding. The coding region runs from base 531 to 2183 and encodes 550 amino acids. Gene Ontology annotation, cellular component: endoplasmic reticulum. The record is from RefSeq and is a predicted model, not a curated record. The transcript has 12 exons. Lineage: Eukaryota; Viridiplantae; Streptophyta; Magnoliopsida; Malpighiales; Euphorbiaceae.
GUUGUAACGUGUAAAUUAUGAACACAAAAAACGAUGUAUUGCAAUAUCCAAAUGGAGAAUGGAAACAGCUAGAAUAUGAACAGAAGCAGGAACUCGAAGUAGCCCAAACAGAGUCAAAUGAGAAAAAUAACGGAACAUACAAUGAAAUUAGACACGGACAGAAGAGUGCAAUUAAAAACAAAACAUUGAAUUGAAUGCAGAGAGAGUAGUAGAUCUCCUACCUUCCUCUCCUCUCCUCUGGCCUACGCGACCCCUUGUUUCUAUGCUUUUUCGUUUUUCUUUCCAAUCUUGCACACCACCACAAAUGUUCGAUGGAGACUUUUAGAGCGAGAAAAGCGAUUCUUUCUUUUUAGAGAGAGAAACUCUAGAUUUUUAAUUCCUAGUCUUUUGUGCACAGCGUAAAGCAUUUACUCAUACCUUCGUUUCCCCCUCUCUUAAGACUGAUCCCUAAUUAUUAAUUUCCUCAUCUCUCUCUCCUUCUACACAUUCUUCUAUUUCACUGAGAAUUCUGUCUUAUUUUCCUUGGGAAAAUGGGACUGAUUUCUGGGAUCUUUCUGGGGAUAAUCUUUGGGAUCGCGGUGAUGGCGGGUUGGAAGCACAUGAUGAGGUAUAGAAGCACCAAGCGAGUUGCCAAGGCAGUUGAUAUAAAACUUCUUGGGUCCCUAAACAGGGAUGAUUUGAAGAAAAUAUGUGGUGAUAAUUUUCCUGAAUGGAUAUCAUUUCCUGCCUUUGAGCAGGUGAAAUGGCUGAACAAGCAAUUGAGCAAAUUAUGGCCAUUCAUUGCAGACGCAGCUACAAUGGUGGUUAAGGAAUCUGUUGAACCAUUAUUGGAAGACUAUCGACCACCAGGGAUUACAUCAUUAAAGUUUAACAAAUUUUCUCUUGGAACUGUGCCACCCAAGAUUGAAGGUAUUCGUGUUCAGAGUCUUAAGAAGGGUCAAAUAACUAUGGAUAUUGAUUUCCGAUGGGGCGGUGAUCCUAGUAUCAUUUUAGGUGUUGAAGCUGCACUUGUUGCUUCUAUACCCAUUCAGUUGAAAGACCUUGAAGUUUAUACUGUUAUUCGGGUUAUCUUCCAACUUGCUGAGGAGAUACCAUGUAUUUCUGCUGUUGUUGUGGCUCUACUUUCUGAGCCAAAGCCUAAAAUUGAUUACGUUUUGAAAGCUGUUGGUGGAAGCUUAACAGCCAUUCCUGGACUAUCAGAUAUGAUUGAUGACACUGUGCAUUCAAUUGUCACAGAUAUGCUUCAAUGGCCUCACAGGAUUGUUGUUCCAAUUGGUGGUGUACCUGUUGAUACAAGUGAAUUGGAGCUUAAACCACAAGGAAAGCUUACAGUGACUGUAGUGAAAGCAAAUGAGUUGAAGAACAUGGAAAUGAUUGGAAAAUCUGAUCCCUACGUAGUUUUAUAUAUUCGGCCGGUAUUCAAGGUUAAAUCAAAUGUUGUUGAGAACAACCUCAAUCCUGUUUGGGAUAAAACAUUCGAGUUGAUUGCUGAAGACAAGGAGACUCAGUCACUUAUUCUUGAGGUUUUUGAUAAGGAUAUUGGGCAAGACAAGAGAUUGGGAAUAACAAAAGUGCCUUUAAUUGAGCUGGAAGCAGAAACUUCGAAAGAAAUGGAGUUAAGACUGCUACCAUCUCUUGACAUGUUGAAGAUCAAGGAUAAGAAGGAUAGAGGAACUCUUACAAUUAAGGAUAUUAGUACAUUGGUUCUCUCUCUCUCUCUCCCCCCUCCCACGGCUGUGUGUUGGGGUUACAUACUUAGAUUGGACUUGCAGGUUUUGUACCAUGAAUUUAACAAAGAGGAGCAAUUGAUUGCUUUGGAAGAAGAGAAGAGGAUCCUAGAAGCAAGAAAGAAGCUAAAAGAAGCAGGAGUUAUAGGGAGCACAAUGGAUGCACUUGAUGGAGCUGUGUCACUGGUGGGUUCAGGUGUUGGAAUGGUGGGUACUGGUAUUGGUGCUGGAGUUGGGCUCGUGGGAACUGGGGUUGGAGCUGGAGUUGGCAUCGUGGGCAGCGGCAUUGGAGCUGGAGUUGGCAUUGUGGGCAGCGGCAUUGGAGCUGUUGGCAGUGGCCUAAGUAAAGCUGGAAAGUUCAUGGGCAGGUCACUCACUGGGCAAUCCAGCAAGAGAAGUGGCUCCACAACUCCAGUCAAUAGCGUGCAAGAAAAUGGUGGGGCGAAGCCUCUGUAGUGCAACUGCAGGAUACUGUGUGAAUUAGGCCUUGGCUUGCAUUCCCAUGACUAAAGGGUGAGAGUACUUAUUUUGCACGCUCGUGUCAUCGUGUUUUCUCCAUUAUUGUUCUUUAUGUUAAUCAGCGCAGUUAUUGUUUAUUCUCCAUACUUGGUUCCAACUGUAUCUUCGUGGUCCAAUUUAUGUUCUACCAUACGCGAGUUCAUAGCAGACUUAUACAUGUGUACAAAUAACGUGAUUCUCCUUUCAUUGUGGGUACCUGUCUGAUAGAUGAUUAUUGAAUCUUUUGUAAUA